AUGAUGAAGAGAGACUUAAGUCAAGAUACCAUGUAUAAAAAUUCAUUAAUCCAAAGAAAAGGAUCAUUUAAACAUUUUGUAACUAAAUCUGUUUAUGCACAACAAAAAGCUAUUAGAAGAAUAAUGUCAUUUAAAAAUUGUAAAAGUAUAUGUUAUCCUGAUGAAUCACUAAGAAAAAGAAGUCUUAGUAAAUUAUUUGAUACAAGAUAUUCAUUAAAAGAAAUUUAUAUUAAUCCAUAUAUUAAAGAAAUUGGUAUUAAUAAUUAUUAUCAUAGAGGAAGUGCUCCAGAAAUAAUGAAUAAAUCUUUUGUAAAUCAACAAACAAAAAUAUUAAUAUUAGAUAAAUUUUUUGAAUAUAAUCAAUAUUGUCAUCAUUUUGCUGUAUUUUCGUGUCUGAUAAAACCUUACAUGAUAAGUGUAGAAAAAAAUCAAGGAAACAAAGAUGUUAUCUCUGUCAAACCAAGUAUAACUCAUGCAUUAGCUACUCAAGUUUUAGCACAAAAAUUAGACAAUUUUGAUGAUCUCAAAAAUAAUAGUAAUUGUAGUAUAGAUAGUAUCUCAGGAUCAUAUAAUACUACUUUAUCAGGAAGACAAUAUGAUUUACAAAAUAUUAUUUCUGAAAAAUCAUCAAAUACAUCAUCAUUUAGAUAUGUCAAAACACUAAAAUCACCGGAAUCAUUUGGUAAUAUACAACAAAAUAUUUUAAUAUUAAUAGAAGCUAUUACUGCUGUUGAAGUAGAUGAUAUUGAUACUUUGAAAACAUUAAUAUCAAAUAAUGAUUUUGAUGUUAAUAUUUCAUUAAAAAGUGGAUUAUAUCGUGAAUUUAGACAAAAAAUUGGUUUAUUAGAUGUGGCAUUAAUGUUAGGACAUUAUAAAUGCGCAAAUUUAUUAUUGGAAAGUGGCGCAACAAUUAAACAAGAUAUCGACAUCGUAAAUCGUAGAAAAAUUGUUAGUGAAGUAAAAAAAAUUUUUGAAGAUAAAAGAAAAUACUUUUUAGAAAAAACAAAUGAUAAAAAAAAUGAAGAUGAAAAAGAAGUAUAUCAUUUUGUUGAGCAGUCAAAACUUAUUAAAAAAAUGGAAGAAGUUUUAGGGCAAGAUGAAACUACAGGUCAUGUUAUUGAUGCUAGAGUUUAUGUAAGCUCCUCCAGUACUGUAUUAUUUGAAUUUUUUCCACCACCAAAUAGUUUAGGAAAUACAAUUAUUAAAUACAAAUUAGAAUGGAGUUUAUCUAAAACAUUUGAUGAAAUUAUUGACUAUAAAAUUAUAUAUGAUCUCCGUCAAUCUUCUGUUGAAAUUGAUAAUCUUAUACAUGGUAAUUCAUAUUGUUUUCGUAUAACUGCAGGUUCUAUUUAUGGUGAUGGAAUUCCUAUUAUUGCAAAUCCAUGUCCUAUAACAAUUAGUAGUUGGGAGGAUGUUGAUAAUAUUAUAAUUGGAAAUGAUAUAGAAUCACAUCAAGAAGCAAUAAAUGUGUUAACAAAGGAUGUUGAAAAAUUUAAAAAUUCUAUUGUUUGGCAAACAAUAUUUCCAACAAAUAAUGAAGUAAAUCUUAAAAAAAAAUCAUCAAGGUUACGUCAUCUAUUUUCUGCUAGUAAAAAAUUUGUUAAAAAUGUACAAAAAGGUAUAUAUUUAGCAAGUAUAAUUUACACAACAGAUAAAAUUUUAUGUACUGUUGAUGAUGCUUUACCUAUUAUUAGUAUUGAUGAAAAAAAUAUUAAUAUGUCAAAAGAUGAUAUGAAAUGGUUAAUAAAAUUAUCAAGAUGUUGGAAUCAAUUAUAUAUUUUACAUGAUAUAACAAAUAUUCAAUCAUCUAAUUUUCAAUUUAGAACAUCUAUAAUUGAUAGUAUCAAUUCAAUGAUUAAUGCAUUAGGUGUUAAAGAUAUUGGAACAGUUCACCAUACACCUAUAAUUUUUGAAAAAAAUGAAACUAUAUUUAUAGUUACAGUAAGAUAUACAUUUGAUGGUCAAAUAUCACAAGGUUUAGCAACAAAAUGGAUAACUCUCAAUAAAAUUAUUCGUAAAAAAACUAAUUGCCCUGCAAUUGAUUUUCUUAAUAAUGAAAUUAUAAAUAUAUUAAAUUUUUAUGAAUCUUACCAAAUACCAUUAGAUAGGGGACUUUAUUUAUGCUAUUUAAAAACAUUUUCAACUCUUAACUCUGUAAAUUUAAUUGUACCAGAAAAUCUUCCAAACUCUUUACCAUUUGUUUGUGUACGUGAUAAUCCUCAUGUUUCAAAAGAAGAAUGGGAAUGGAUACAGAUGUUAAAUGAUUACAUUCCAUUUGAAGAUGACAAUUAUUUAAAUUGUUUAAAUAAUGACAAAGAAACAAUAAAUGAUGUUAUAUAUCUAAAAAGUAAUGAUAAUAUUGAUAAUGAUAAUGUAAAUACUAAUAAUAAGAAGAAAAUAGUACCUACUUAUGCACAAAAACAUUUUCAAGAAAAGAUAUAUCGUUCAAUACAAAUAUUUUUAAAUGAUUUAGGUAUAUCAUCAUCAAAAAUGGUGGAUCAUCGAUUAUAUCGUUUACGUAUAUUUCGCCUACAUCCUGAUGUUUCAAUGAUAUUAAUUGUACCAAAUAUAGAAGAAGUAUGUACAAUGGUUACAGAUAAUAAAAAUUUAGUAGAAAAUAUGGAAUUAUUAAAAAGCUGUCAAACAAUUCCAAUUCCUAUUUUUGAAAUGCUUCAUUUAUCAACUUAUCAACCAAAAUUUAUGACAACUUUUUGUCAAUUAUCAAUAUUUAUUGAACAUUAUCUUGGUAUUACACAAUAUGAAUAUCGCAAAUGUAUUAUUGAUAGGGAUGAAAAAGUUUAUAAAGAAUUAUUUAAUAAAUUAAAUGAAUUUAAAAAUAAACUUGAAAAUAUAUGGAAAAAUGCAAAAUGGAUUUCAAAUAUUACAACAAUAGCUCGUGAUCCAAAGAAAAAAAGUUGUUUUGUAGAUUUUUCAAAAAUUUCUAUUUCAAAAAAAUCAAAAGAUACUCAUAAAUUUAAUUUAUAUUCUGACCCUGAAAGUAACAAUAAUAGUCAUUUUAAUGAUUUAAUUUCAAAGAAAUUUGUUAAUAAUGCAACUUUACAUAAAUUAGGAAAAGAAUAUGCUUUAACUUCAAAUAUAUUUUUAAAUAACAUCUCAUCAGAAAGAAAAAAAAAGUCAUUUAGUGAAAAAAGUAAUGCUAUUUUUAGUUUUGAUAAACUUUUUAUUAAUGAUAAUAAAAGAAAUAUGUAUCGUAGUUCUAUGACUGAAAGACAAAAACACACAAGUCAAUAUUUAAAAAAAAAUAAUAAAGAUGAAUCAUCUUUACGUAUACGUUCAGCAUCACAAGGAUCUAAUUUUUUUAAAUUUCGUAGUAAAUCUUCAAAAAGUGAUAUUCAUGUACCAAGAAAAGGAUGUUUGGCUAGAAAUGAUACAGCUAGUAUUGUUAGUGAUUAUGAUUAUAAAAAUACUAUUGAUAUAACUUCUAAAGAAAUGAAAGAAUUUGGUUUACUUCGUGUUCAUUUAGCAUUUAGUUAUUGUCAAAAUAUUGGUGCUUCUAUAAGAUUAAGAGUUACAAAAAAUACAACAUGUAAAGAAGUUAUUAGUUUAAUUGUUAAACAAUUGAAUCAUGUCAAACCAAAAGUAAUAAAUGAAGGAUUUUAUAAUACUCCGGAAAAUAAUAUAAAAAAUAAUGAGAUAAAAGAUGAUAUUUAUAAGGAGGAAAAUUUUUGUUUAGUUGCUGUAUUAGGUGGAAGAGAGCGAAGAUUACGUAAUGAAUUUCAACCAUUAAAAUUAUCAUCACCUUGGAAUAAGGGAAAAUUAUACAUCCGUCACAUAAAUACACCAUGUGAAGCAAUUAUGUGUGGUAAUGAAGUUUUAGUUUAA
Molecule: messenger RNA, 3843 nt
Organism: Strongyloides ratti
Lineage: Eukaryota; Metazoa; Nematoda; Chromadorea; Rhabditida; Strongyloididae
Product: Ras-association domain and Fibronectin, type III domain and Immunoglobulin-like fold domain and Ankyrin repeat-containing domain-containing protein
Exons: 11
Coding region: 1-3843 (1280 amino acids)
Biological process (GO): establishment of mitotic spindle orientation; regulation of establishment of bipolar cell polarity; signal transduction
Cellular component (GO): spindle
Molecular function (GO): protein binding
Source: RefSeq, a predicted model, not a curated record